CACGCACACGCACACACACACGCACACGCACACACACACACACACACACACACGUAUAUACAUGCACACACACGCACACACACGUACACACACUAAUCUAUCAGCACGUCCUGCUCCGGGAGAUCAUUGUGAAUGAACCCGUGCGGAGCGCAGAGGAGAAACCGUGGUGCGAUACCGCAGGAUGUGGCCCGGGGCCUGACGACGGAGCGGUCACUGGGACUGGGACGAGGCUAAAAUGGCGUGAGAGGAGGUUUAGUGGAGGCUAGAGGCCGACGCUGACAGCGAGCUGCCGGACCCCCUGCCGGUCCUCCUGGCGGCUGAGCUCCCGGCGUCCCGUUACUCCCAAGCCGCCCCAUGCAGGACAGAACGCCUGCGAGUGGCUCCACGAACACCCAAUCCAAUGUUAUUUGCUCCUGCAACUGCACCGGAACCCAGCCACAGGGCAUGGAUAUAUCUGAACUGGAGUUUGUUCAGAUAAUAAUUAUCCUGGUGGUUAUGAUGGUAAUGGUGGUGGUGAUCAUCUGCCUUCUCAACCACUACCGGCUCUCUGCCCUGGCCUUCCUGAGCCGACACAGCCGAGCCCGGCACCAAGGCCACCGCCAACAGGCUACACAGCUGGUGAUGUACGGGCCCCAGGGCACCCAGGAGCGGCUGGUCUGCAACCCGCCCGCCUACACACAGCAGCAGAACCAGCACCUCUGCCGCUUCCAGCCCACCUACCCCUACCUGCAGCAGGACAUCAUCAACCUGCCGCCGUCCAUCUCCCUGUCCGACGGCGAGGAGCUGCCCCCCUACAAGGGCCCCUGCACCCUGAAGCUGCGGGACCCCGAGCAGCAGCUGGAGCUGAGCCGGGCCUCGGUGCGCGCGCCGCCCAACCGGACCGUCUACGACAGGAACUUCAUCGACAUUUAUGUCGGCCGCGGGCCGAGUUUCACCUCCGGAGUCGGCGGUGCGAACACUCGGACGGAGAGCCCACCGCCCACCUACAGCGAGGUGAUGGGACACUACAGGGGCAGCGCAGCGUUUUACAGCCAGUACAGCAAUAACACCUCCUCACUGCUCGACUGCGGGUCGGACUCGGGUAGCUUGUGGCUUGAGCGUCAGGCUGGCAGAAGGGAGAGUGAAAGCACAGCAGCGCCCUCUGGUGGUGAAAGCAAGCGGAAGCGGCAAGGGGGAGGAGAGGCGGAAGUGAGGAAAGUCCCGUGAGGCUUCGCGGGGCCACAUCUGCAGAACCCCCCCACGAAGGGUUAACUCGUCAUAUGUUUUUUAUUGAGCUGCAGUACAUUUUUUUGUAUACUCAAUGUAUGUUGCAGACAAUCCACUGCGAAUCCACUCUCGUCCACACAUACAAACAAAAAAGUAAUGGUUCAUGAUUUUUCAUAUAUAUUGAGUUGAAAAGACCCACAUUUAUGCCAGAAUUUUACACCAUAAUAGGUUUGGAAAAGAAGCCAAUUUGAACUUGCACUAACUCACUGUUUAAAUGCAGAGAAUAAUUCUUUGAUGUUUUUUCCUCUUUGUAUUUGAGUUGGUCUCCUUGUUUUUUUAAUAGUCAAUGCAGGACAGUAAAAUAUUAUCUUCAGUACCGACAAAGCCCAAACCCAGGCGUGGGGGGAGUUCACCACAGUCGGAGGAGAACCCGUGUCCGAAUCGUACUGACAAAAGGCCAAAAAGUCCUCCUGAAAUGGGCUGCCUGUCAGGGCAGCCCCUGCAGCGAUAUGGGCAUGACUCCGGGCCAGAGGGGUGAAGACAGAAUCAGUUCUAUGGUCAGGAGAAGACAGAAGCCAGCUCUAUGGUAAGAAGAAGCCUCAUCUGCAGGGUACUGGAGACAGAAGCCAGCUCUAUGGUAAGAAGAAGCCUCAUCUG
Gadus chalcogrammus (walleye pollock) is the source of this 1863-nucleotide messenger RNA. RefSeq names its product protein TMEPAI-like. Gene Ontology annotation, molecular function: R-SMAD binding. NCBI's taxonomy places the organism in Eukaryota, Metazoa, Chordata, Actinopteri, Gadiformes, Gadidae. The transcript is spliced from 3 exons. Gene Ontology annotation, cellular component: Golgi membrane; early endosome membrane. Bases 355 to 1206 code for a protein of 283 amino acids. The record is from RefSeq and is a predicted model, not a curated record. Gene Ontology annotation, biological process: negative regulation of transforming growth factor beta receptor signaling pathway.